Molecule: messenger RNA, 1346 nt
Organism: Chara braunii
Lineage: Eukaryota; Viridiplantae; Streptophyta; Charophyceae; Charales; Characeae
Source: the annotation of a GenBank genome assembly
GGAGCCCAGUCUAAGGAAUGGCGUCAAACUGGAAAGGAAUGGGGCCCGAUUCAUGUUUGCGGAAUGACGCCCAACUUGAAAGGAAUGACGCCCAUGUGCAAAAUGGCAAAAUAUGGAAAGGGCAUUGUAGUUUUGGCGCCAUCAGCGAGUCGCUCUGCGCGGCUCCGUCUCGGCUUUUCUGUCUGUCUGUCUGUCCUAAGGUUGAGGGUUCAGAUCCCUUUUUCUGCCUGUCAGGCUCUGGUGGCAUUUUGCCAGCAGCGAUGGCGCUGCUCCUGCGCCAGUUGUCGGCCGCCGGUGGGCGCCGUUUUUCGGCGGGCUUGGCGGCGGCCUCGACACGUGGAGUGCAGACAGUGGCUCUGCCCGAUCUUCCGUACGAUUACGCCGAGCUGGAGCCGGUCGUCAGCGCAGAGAUCAUGGAGCUCCAUCAUGCCAAGCAUCAUCAAGCAUACGUAAAUAAUUACAAUGUGGCCUUGGAGAAGUAUGAGGCGGCGGAGAAGAAGAAGGACACCCAUGCUAUGAUUGCCUUGCACGGCGCGCUGCGGUUCAACGGCGGGGGUCACGUGAAUCACUGCCAGUUUUGGGAAAAUCUGGCGCCGGAGAAAAAGGGAGGCGGGGAGCUGCCCCAAGGCCCGCUCGCCGAUGCCAUUGCGACUCAGUUUGGAUCCCUUGAUGAGCUAAUUAAGAAGGUGAACGCCGCGGGAGCCGCGGUGCAGGGGUCGGGAUGGGUAUGGCUAGGCGUCAACAAGGACACGGGCAAGCUCCUCGUUGACACGACACCCAAUCAAGAUCCCUUGGUGGUGAAAGGCGCGGGUCUGGUGUCCAUCUUGGGGAUCGACGUCUGGGAGCACGCCUACUAUCUCCAGUACAAGAAUGUCAGGCCUGAUUAUUUGAAGCACAUCUGGAAGGUCGUUAAUUGGCGUGACGUAACAAGACGGUAUGAGCAGGCGAUGAAGGCCAGAGUCGCAGCCACCAAAUGAUCAUCAUGAUGAUGAUUAUUAUGCCUCGAUAAUUAUUAUGGGAAUGAUGGUAAUGGUGAGGAGGAGGAGGAGGAGGACGGACGAAAGGCAGGCGUGCAUUUCUUUUUCGUUUUUGUUUUUGUCUUUGUCUUUCCCCUCCUUUUCCCGGGAUCUCGUGUAGUGGGUGGAUUUUGGAGGCACACCAUAUAGGAAGAAGGAGAGGCUAAUCAACAAGAUCUUGCACAUCUCGUUUUUUUUUUUUUUUUUUUUUUUUUCUGGCUUUUCCCCCUUUCUUCUGUCUGUGUACAUCUUCGAUCCUGCGAGACGUUUUUGCUUGUGUGUCUUCUCUCCGGUUUUCGUUUCCAUACUGCGAGACGUUUGUAUUUAAUG